AAAAAAAUAAAAUAAAAAAACACAUUUUCCUAAACCGUUCUUUCCCCAACCCCUCUUUCCCUUUCCCUUUUCCCCUUCCAAAUCCCUCGAACCCGAACCCUAACCCUAACCCUAGCAUUUUCUCGGAUCCCCUCUACCACGCGGCCUCUUCUUCGUCUUCUUCUUUUUCCUCCCUGUCGAGGUGCGAUUGCGCCUUCGCUUCGGGCUCAGAGGGGGGCCGCUUCGAUCGAGCAUGGCGUCGGAUGCGAUCGACGAUUACUGGAUCGACGGGGAAGGAUCGGACGGGGAGCUCCGGUGCGCCCUCGAGAGCUUCUGCGACGUGGCCGCGCCCGCGCCCUCCGCGCACGCCGGGAUUGGGGUGGAGGAGUCGUAUGGAGGUGUUUGUUGUCUCGACCAAACGAGCUCGAGGAAAAGGGCAAGAGAUGAAUCAUGCACAGGAUCCAAGUCCAAGGCUUGCCGUGAGAAAAUGCGGCGGGAUAGGCUUAAUGAUAGGUUUCUGGAAUUAAGCUCAAUCCUCGAUCCUGGUAGACCGCCGAAAUCUGAUAAGGCAAGCAUUUUGAGUGACGCAGCUCGUGUAGUGGCACAGUUGAGAAAUGAAGCCAAACAACUUAAGGAAUCAAAUGAAAAGUUUCAAGAAACAAUCAAAGAUUUGAAGGUGGAGAAAAAUGAGCUUCGAGAUGAGAAGACGAGGUUAAAGGCCGAGAAGGAGAGAUUAGAGCAAAUGGUAAAGGCCGUGAGUGCUCCUCCAACAGGAUUUGUGCCGCACCCAAUGGCUUUCCAUCCGGCUGCUGCUGCUCCUAUAUUUGCUCCGCAUGGUCAAGCCCCAGGAAACAAAGCCGCCGCUCCGGUUGCUGCAUAUCCCGGUGUCGCCAUGUGGCAAUGGUUGCCACCUGCUGUUCUGGAUACGACGCAGGACGCCAAACUCUGGCCUCCCAACGCAUAAGCCCAAAAGACAAAGCUGGCUAUAUCAUUUCUGUUUUUAUUUUUUCUUUCUGACUCCUAUGGUUUUCUCUCUAGCUGUUUCUUUAGUAUGUUGGGUCUCUGACAAGAACGAAUGUGCAUAUCUGCUCUCAUUGUCAUCGCAUGUGGCGACCAUAAUGUGACAUUUUAAAUUGAUUUGUUCAGUUGCGAGGAUAGUUGUUCGCUAUUCAAUAUCUUGGGCCAUUAAACUUUAAUGUAGAUUGCUCUGUUUUCAUUA
Molecule: messenger RNA, 1198 nt
Organism: Ananas comosus (pineapple)
Lineage: Eukaryota; Viridiplantae; Streptophyta; Magnoliopsida; Poales; Bromeliaceae
Product: transcription factor ILR3-like
Exons: 5
Coding region: 233-943 (236 amino acids)
Biological process (GO): intracellular iron ion homeostasis; regulation of DNA-templated transcription
Molecular function (GO): protein dimerization activity; DNA-binding transcription factor activity
Source: RefSeq, a predicted model, not a curated record